AUGGCAGGCUUUUCCAGCAGCUUGAAGACCGAAGCGGGUCUGAAGGAGCUCAAUCAGCAUCUAGCUGGCGUCAGCUAUGUUUGCGGCGGCGUUGCAGCCACACAAGAAGAUCUUGACUUGUUGGCGCAGGCUCCCGGUAACAUCGAUUCAGGACAUGGACACGAACAAUUUCCUCAUGUUUGCCGCUGGGCUCGACACAUUCGAGACUUGCAACGGAACUUCCCUUUCCGGAAGUGGCCGCGGGCGAAUGCCAAAGAGAAAGACACCAAAUCUGAAAAAAACAAGGACCAAGCAAAACUCGAGGGUUUGCUCCCUGGAGCUGAAGUGGGAAAGGUUUGCACUCGCUUUCCUCCUGAGCCAAGUGGCUACUUGCACAUUGGCCACGCGAAGGCAGCCAUGCUCAACAACCACUAUGCGAGGCACUACAAGGGCAAGCUGAUUCUCCGCUUUGAUGACACCAACCCCACCAAAGAGAAGCUGGAGUUUGUUGAAAACAUUAUGAAGGACUUGGCUACCCUGCAAGUGAAGCCAGACCAGGUGAGUCACACCUCUGACUACUUUGAUCAGCUGCAAUCGGCGAUGGAGGACCUCAUUAAGAAAGGAAAAGCCUACGUGGAUGACACGGACCAAGAAACGAUGAGGGCUGAGCGUGACAAGGGCACUGCAAGCAAGUCUAGAUCCUUGCCCGUAGAAGAGAACCUCAGACGGUGGGCUGAGAUGCUCAAAGGCUCAGAAGAGGGCCUGAAGAUGUGUGUGCGUGGCAAAAUGGACAUGCAAAAUAACAACAAGUGCUUGCGAGACCCUGUCUUUUACCGCUGCAAAGUGGACUUGCCUCAUCACAGGCAUGGCACGAAGUACAAGGCAUAUCCAACCUAUGAUUUUGCCUGCCCAGUAGUCGACGCUUUGGAGGGUGUGACUCAUGCUUUGAGAACCAUCGAGUACAAAGACCGGGAGGCACAGUACAAGUGGGUGCUGGAAGCUACUGGAUCUCGCAAAGUUGAGCUGGUCGAAUUCGCCAAAACACAAUUUUCCUACACCAUCCUCUCCAAGAGGAAGCUAGCCUGGUUCGUUGACAAUGGUCAUGUCGAUGGCUGGGAUGAUCCACGCUUCCCAACGGUGCAAGGUGUGAUGCGGCGUGGCAUGACGGUGGAAGGCUUGCAGGAGUUCGUGUUGACGCAAGGCAUGUCAAAGGCAACAAACAUGAUGGAAUGGGACAAGAUCUGGGCGAUCAACAAGCAGAAGAUUGAUCCUGUUGUGCCACGGUAUCCUGCUGUUGCUGAUGAUGCCGCAGUUCUCCACUUGGAUGGCCCUGCGGAGCCGGCAAGCAAGAUGGAAAAGAAGCAUCCCAAGAAUGAUGAAUUGGGAGAGCGGCUGCUCCUUCAGUCUAAAGACAUUUACAUCGAACAGGAGGACGCUGCUGCGAUUGAAGAAGGCGAACAAGUUACACUUUUACAUUGGGGCAAUGCCUAUGUCGACAAAAUAACAAGGGCGAACGGAAAAGUCACAGAGCUCAAAGGUCGGCUCAACAUUGAGGGCAACGUGAAGGAUACCAAGAAAAAGAUCCAUUGGGUGCCCAAGCUCGACCAACAGGUCACACCAGCAAUUCUUCGUGAGUUUGACCAUUUGGUGACGAAGCCCAAAAUGGAGGAUGAGGAUGAUGUGGCAAACUUGAUCAAUCCCACAAGUGUUGUGGAUACUCAGGCCAUUGGGGACCCUUUGCUGAAGACUUUGCCGAAGGGAUUCAAGAUUCAGCUGGAACGUCGGGGCUACUACAUUGUAGAUCGACCAUUUUUCCAGCCCGGCCAGCAGAAACCGGAGCCGAUGGUGCUCGUGAAGAUCCCGGAUGGCAAAAGCAAGGACAUGGGCAUGAAGUCCAAGGUAGAUCCUUCAAAGCUUCAAGGUGCAGCAGGGCAGAAAAGCGAAAAGGCUGAGAAGGGGAGGACUGAUGCAGGUUCGCCAGCAAAGGUGGAGCCAGCAAAAGUGGAGCUGAAGGAGUCGAAGGGAAAGGCUGAGAAAGAGAAUGGGAAGGCAAAAGCAAAAGCAAAGGUGGCAGCAAAGCCUGCAGAACGGCCGCUGGAUGAUUUUUCAAGGCUCGACAUCAAGAUCGGCAAGAUCACAAAGGUGUGGCCACACGAAUCAUCCGACAAGCUGUACUGCGAGGAGAUUGACUUGGGUGAAGACAAACCGCGGCAAAUUGCGUCUGGUCUUCGAGCACAUCUGAAGCAAGAGGAGAUGCAAGAUCAACUUGUGGUGGUGCUCGCCAACCUGAAGCCCAGGAGACGCUCAAUGCCUCCGCGCUGUAAACACAUCGGUGGUCCUUCAGAGCGUUCGCCGUAA
Molecule: messenger RNA, 2337 nt
Organism: Durusdinium trenchii
Lineage: Eukaryota; Dinophyceae; Suessiales; Symbiodiniaceae
Source: the annotation of a GenBank genome assembly